UUUUUUAAAGUUAAUUUUAAAGAACAGGUUUUGGGCUUUGUGCACACGGAAAACUCCAUAAGAUAGCACAAGCGUUUAUGUAUCUGACUAUAUUUGAAAGAAGUCCACAGUUUUGAGGGCUAAAACCAUCUAUAAAAGAAUGGCUGGCCAUGCUGAACAGCUUGAGGAAGAGUAGGCAGGGAGGGCCAUAACAGCAACUCUGUUAAUUACGGUUUAUGUGCCACUUGAGGUAAGUCCUUAGUACCUUCUCCAAGCUGGGCUAGUAAUGGUGUGUGUUUUAUCGGGAGGUGAGUGCAAAUGCCUUGGAAGCCAACCAUCAAAUGUCUCCGUGAAGACCUUUUCUCCACAGUGGUGACAUCCAAAGCAAGUUAAGUUACGCUUGGCCUGGAACUAGCAAAUACAGUCCAUACUGGCCUGGGGCUUGGGGCAAUCCUCCUGCUCCAGUUUUCUCAGGAUUAUAUUAUAGCCAUGGACCAGAACAGAACAACUAACAGAACAAUGAAGCCAUGAACCACAGAAACGAGGACUUUUGCCUUUGAGUUUUCUUCUGUUUCAUCAGUUUUAUGGAGGACACUUAGGCUUAUGAGGGUGGUCUCUGAACUAGAACCACUGGGCCAUGGCAGACAUCAGCUCCUAGGUUGUCAGCACGUUCUCAGUCGGACCGGAAAAGGAUAAUUCGGAACUUCUUCACUCCAGCUGAAGCAGAGACACACAUUACCCACAAAAUCAGAGCCAUGGGCUGCAACCCGCCGUGCCUCCUCCCCUACAGACUACGCCUGUUGUUGUUCUUUACCCUGUGCCUGACUGUGGUUGGAUGGGCCACCAGCAACUACUUCGUGGGUCCCAUUCAAGUGAUCCCCAAGGCAAAGGACUUCAUGGCUAGUUUCCACAAGGUCAUUCCAUUGGGGAAGGAAGAAACUCUGGCCCAUGAUGUCAUGGAAAAAGCAGAACUUGGCAGCUGCCCUUCUGUGUCUCCAAACCUUAGAGGCCAGAGCAAGCUCAUUUUUAAACCAGACCUCACUUUGGAGGAAGUACAGGCAGAGAACCCCAGAGUGUCUGGAGGCCGGUGUCAUCCCGAGGGAUGUAAGGCCUUGCAGCGGGUGGCCAUCCUCAUUCCCCACCGGAACAGAGAGAAGCACCUGAUAUACCUGCUGGAGCACCUGCACCCCUUCCUGCAAAGGCAGCAGCUGGACUAUGGCAUCUACAUCAUCCACCAGACUGGAAGUAAGAAGUUUAAUCGAGCCAAGCUCCUGAAUGUGGGCUAUCUGGAGGCUCUCAGGGAGGAAAACUGGGACUGCUUCAUAUUCCACGACGUGGAUUUGGUGCCGGAGAAUGACUUCAACCUUUACACGUGUGGCGAGCAGCCCAAGCACCUGGUGGUUGGCAGGAACAGCACUGGCUACAGGUUACGCUACAAUAAAUAUUUUGGGGGUGUUACUGCCCUCAGCAGAGAACAGUUUUUCAAGGUGAAUGGAUUCUCUAACAACUACUGGGGAUGGGGAGGCGAAGACGAUGACCUCAGACUCAGGGUUGAGCUCCACAAAAUGAAAAUCUCCCGGCCUGAUCCCGAUGUGGGCAAAUACACUAUGAUCUUCCACACCAGAGACAAGGGCAACGAGGUGAAUGUGGAUCGGAUGAAGCUGUUAAACCAGAUGUCACGAGUCUGGAAAACAGAUGGCCUAUCAAGUUGUUCUUACAGAUUACUCUCCGUGGAACACAAUCCUUUAUACAUCAACGUCACAGUGGACUUCUGGACUGGUGUGUGACCUGGAUCUUUGGAUGGGGUUCAGGAGAAGUGAUAACUUGCCAUAAUUUUGGCCUAGAGACUUCCAUAGUAGCGCACACUAAGGACUCGUUCCAGAUAAUUAUUAGGCCGGAUUUUUCCAUUUUGUUUUCUCGGCCACGCUCUUGGUCAUGGGGAAUGUUGAGCCGUCAUAAUGAGACAGCUUUCCUAGUUGUUCUGAUUCCAGCAGUGAAGUGUAACGCCCAUACUUGACGGACUAAAGAUGAAAAGAUGCAAUGAAGGCUACCUGGGAGCCGUGUCCUUGAAAGAUCGACUCCAGCAAAGCAUCAGGGGAUUAAAGAGUGGGGAACAAAAUCCCCGUGUGUCCUAGAGAGCCAGAACUGCUAGGCCCGAGAUAGAAAGGUACUAAGAUGUGUUUCUGUCACGCGUGUAUCCUAUGUGGCCAUCUGAGAAGCGGUGGAUUCCGGAUGAGAAGAAGGCCAUAGAGGAGCGGAGCAAAGUCAGGAAUCAGACCCCAUGAACCCAGCAAUGAAGAGGUGACGAAGGGGGAGUGUGGUGUGAACUGGCAGCGGUGACUGCUGCCCCCAGUCCUCCGUGCUGUUUGCUUCCUCAUCGGAAACACCUUCCAGCCUGUGGCCACCCGACCUCGAAUGUACCAGUCUCUUCAGAGGCACUUGCCAGCAAGAGCCCACCAGAGAACACUCUCUCCUAGUUUUUAAAGCAUUUUUUAUAAAAUGAUUUUGUACGCAUAGGAUACGAACGAACAGUUUAUAAGCUACAUCAUGACUGAUAAUACAUCUCUAGAGUACCUCUGUAGUAAAACAUGAAAAUGCUUCUGGCUCUUGGUCUUCUUUUUUUACUGUUCGUAUAGACCAAAGGUUUAUUCAGUUCAGCACUUCUGAUUUUAAACAUCUUAAGCACCGAACAGUGGACUGGAGAUAUCUCAGCAGUUAAGAGCAUGUACUGCUCUUGCAGAGGACUUGAAUUUGGCUCCCAGCACUCCCUUGAGGGGGAACUUACAACUGCCAGCUUCAGGGGACCCUAUGCCUCUGGCCUCCAUAGCCAACUGCAACAAGCCACGACUCAGUUUUAGUCUCGGGCCUCUCUGAAUUUUACUGUUUUCAUUCCUCUGUGUGUCCUUCCCACAGUCAGAAGUGGAGACUACAGGGCUUUGGGAGUGCUCCUGGCUGGUUAGUGCUAGGGACAGUCCCUCCCCCCCCAUCUGGAGUAAUGUUGUGGGUGUGGUGCUGGCGUGGAAACCAGAGCAAUUUGAGAGAGAAGGUCCCAGCACGGCCGAGCUUCGUAGGGGGCAGGGCAAAGGGGGCAGGGUAAUGGAAGGAAGACAGAAGAAGCCAUUCUGUUUUUCAGUCAGAAGAGUAGUAAUUAUUUCAUUUGAUUAGGUGGAUAAGUGGACAAGUAAUUAACACAGAUGUUAAGUGUUGUGUGGCUGUGUCCCGGGCCUCAGUCCGUCAUCAUUACGUGACCCCAUCGCCACUAGACUCAGUUGGUAAGUAGAAAUAAUACCUAAUCCUGCCAGACAGGACGAGGAAUCAGGAGGGUUUGGAGUGAACACCACCAAAGGAGGAAGAAGGAUUUGAAGGAACUUUUUUGUUU
Molecule: messenger RNA, 3358 nt
Organism: Microtus ochrogaster (prairie vole)
Lineage: Eukaryota; Metazoa; Chordata; Mammalia; Rodentia; Cricetidae
Gene: B4galt4
Product: beta-1,4-galactosyltransferase 4
Exons: 8
Coding region: 735-1766 (343 amino acids)
Biological process (GO): carbohydrate metabolic process
Cellular component (GO): Golgi apparatus
Molecular function (GO): galactosyltransferase activity
Source: RefSeq, a predicted model, not a curated record